CUAUAUUUAAAUAUAUAUGUUCAUUUUAUCAUAAUAGAAACUAUAUAUUUAGCUUUUUGGAAUUGCCUACUUUUAUAAUGUACUUUAAUAUUUUUUCUACUUUCUUUUUAUUUCCAUAAAAUAGGUAAACAAACGGAAGCUGGCAAGGCUCCACAUUUCACCCAAAAACCUAUUAUAAAACAACCUCAGAAAAACCAACUUACAAUGACAUGCAAUCUUGAAUCAAGCUCCCAACCAGUUAUCAAAUGGUUUCGUGAAGCUACAGAAAUCAAGCAAGGUGGACGUUACACUAUUCAAACGACUAAGGAUCCUAAAGGUCCUAAUAUGUAUAUUAUCGUGCUGACAAUCAAAGAUCCAGCACCAGCCGAUGGUGGAGUAUAUAAGUGUGUUGCUUCAAAUGAGAAUGGUGAAUCUAAUGCAAAUAUAACACUGAAUUUCCAAGAUACAGAAAAAACUGAGCCUGCUGGAAAAGCACCAAAUUUCAAAGAAAAACCUAAAAUAUCACAAGACGCAUCAGGGAAAAACAUCCAUAUUGAAUGUAGUUGCACAGCUGAUCCAAAACCCACAAUUACUUGGUAUAAAGGCAGCACCCUCUUGAAAGAAAACAAUAGACUGAAAUUGAAAACAACCCAAGAUAAAGAAAACUAUUCCUUUAUGUUGGAUAUAUUGAAUUUCACUAAAGAUGAUGCUGGUGUGUACAAAGUGGUCGCUAAAAAUGCACAUGGAGAGGGCACUGCAAACAUCACUCUCAAUCUAGAUGCCCAACAAAAGGACAAAGAUGCAGAAAAAGAUGCAGAAAAAGAUAAAGAGAAAAAGACAAUAACGUUAACAGAUAAAGCCACAACUAAAGUUGAACUGGAUAAAAAACGAGUAACAUUUGAACAGAAAGUUGAUAGCAAGGAGAAACCAACUGCCCAAUGGUUUUUUGGAAACUCUCCUUUGAAAAGUGGUGGGAGAUACAAGAUGGAUGUGUCACAGAAAGAUGCAAGUUACUAUGCUAGCAUGCAAGUGGAUGAGGUUACCACAAAAGAUGCUGGUCCUUAUAAAUGUGUAAUUCAAACACCAUUCGGUGAAGCUGUUCAGCUAAUGAAAUUAUCAUCAACACAACUGAUCCCUCCUAAAGUGAAGGGCGAUGCUCCAAAAUUCAUCACAAAGCUGACAUCAAAGACAUUCACUAUUGGAGAGGCUAUGGAUAUUACACUUAAAGUUUCAGGAACUGAACCAAUUACCACCACAUGGUAUUUUAAUGAUAAAGAAAUCAAAGGUUCCUCAGCUGUAAAUAUUUCUUAUGAAAGAGGUACUGCUCGAUUCUAUAUGUCCAAAGUAACACCAAAAGACGCUGGCGUAUACACAGUUGAAUUGAAGAAUGCUGUUGGAUCUGAAAAAGGAUCAGCAAAUAUGAUUGUUAAAGAGGACGAGAAGAAGAAGCAGAGAGAAGAAGAGAUGCAACGAAAGGAAGAGGAGAGAAAGAAGCAAGAGGAGAGAGAAAAAUUAGAGAUGGAAGAGAAAGAAAAGAAAAAGAAAGAAGACGACAAGAAAAAGGAAGAGGAGAAAAAGAAAUUGGAAUUGAAAAAACAGGAAGAGGAAAAGAAGAAAGCAGAAGAGGAUAAAAAGAAGAAGGAGACUGAUGACAAAAAGAAGAAAGAGGAUGAUGAGAAAAAGAAAAAGGAAGAGGAAGAGAAGAAGAAAAAGGAAGAGGAAGAGAAGAAGAAAAAGGAAGAGGAAGAGAAAAAGAAAAAGGAAGAGGAAGAGAAAAAGAAGAAAGAGGAAGAAGAGAAGAAGAAGAAAGAAAAAGCUGCUCCCAAAGCUGCCGAACCAGAGCCGAAAGAAGAAGCGCCCGCGCCCGCGCCACAGCAGCCUCUUCCCACUGUCAAUGAGCCCAUCGCUGAUGAGGAAGCAGGAAAAGAGAGGGAAGAUGGAAGAAGAGCUUCAAAAGCUCAAAAGGGAGCCCGACCACCAGGCCCAACAUUUGCAAAGCCUGCAGAAAACAAGGUUGUUGUUGAGGGCCAGACUUUGAAAUGUUCAUUCAAAAUCGACACCAAUGACUGUCCAAUGCCUAAAGUUAAAUUCUACCGAGCUGGACGUGAAAUUGUCAAUGACACCCGCUGUGCUAUCCGUGUCAAUGACUUGCUAAAUUGUGCCAGUCUUGAAAUAAAAAAAACUAAAAUUCAAGAUGAGGCUAAAUAUUCUGUGGUGCUGGAACAUGAUGGAUACACAUCUGAUACAACAUCUUUCAGUGUUUUCAUUAAAGAUCCUAAAGAUUCCAGUCUAGAUUUUCGUUCAUUACUUAAACACAGAGGUGAUAAAAAGACAGCUGAUGAUGAUGAUGACUUGGAUUGGGGACAGUUAAAACCAGUAAAACGUGACAAAGCCGAUGAUGGAAACCUUAAGGGAAAUCACCAACUUAAAAAAAUUGACAAGGGUCAGACAGUGGACAAAUCUGGUAGGAGAUUGUCUCAGAUUGAGCUGACACGUAUGAGUUUGAAGAAAACUGAGAAAGCUGGAAGUGAUAGUGAAGACGAAAAGAAAGAUUCAGCCAGCCGACGACAGUCAGUUGAGAGCACUGACUUACCCAUCAUGAAAGUGUCGGCCGAAAAACUUGAGGCUCUUGAAAACCAGCGUCGCAAUUCUCGACAGAUGCGUCGAGCAUCUUUGGCAGAUGUGAUUCCUGAUUGGCCAACAUUACAACAUAGAAUUAAAGAAAAGGAGGCUCCUGAAAAUUUCCUCAAAGAAUUGGAAGAUAUUAAGGUAAUGGAAGGUACUGAAAAAGUACAAUUCGCUACAACAUUUUGCCGUCCAGGAGCUAAAGUUCAAUGGUUCAAAAAUAAGAUGGACAUUUUCCAUGGUGGGAAAUAUCACAUUGAGAAUGAAGGUGAUGAUUAUACCCUCACAAUUCUUAAUGUUAAACUAGAAGAUGGUGGAAAAUAUAUUUGUCAAGUCAACAACAGUAUAUCAUCAGGAUGGCUAUAUGUUGAAGCAAAGGAACCAGAAUAUCAUUUCACCAAAAAAUUGCCUCAACAUCAUGAGGUAGUGAGGAAGAAAGAUACACAACUUGAAUGCUUUGUUUCUGACCCAAGAGCAAAAGUUAAAUGGUUCAGAAUGGGUGAGCCAAUUGAGUUUGAACCAGGAAAAUAUGAGAUGCAGAGGCGAGAAAAUAGGUGCAUAUUAAAGAUUAAAAAUGUAGGUCCAGGGGAUGAAGCUGAAUAUUCUUGUGUCUGUGGAAAAGCAUCCACUUACUGUGAUUUAUAUGUAGAAGAACCUGAGUGGGACUUUUUCAAACAACUUGAUGAUGUUGAAGCAACAGAAAGAGAAAAGGCUGUUCUUCAGUGUGAUGUAAAUGAUAAGGAAGCAGAAGUCACCUGGUUCAAGGGAGACAAGGAAAUUAAACCCGAAGAAGAGCCAGAUAAGUUUGAAGUAGAAAAAGAUGGUAUGAAGAGAAAGCUUAUAAUCAAAGAUGUGACUCUGAAAGAUGAAGGACCUUACACUUGUAAAGUUCUUGAUAAAACAAGCACAGCUGAACUCUUUGUUGAACCUGAUAUCAAGUUCUCCAAGAAGCUUACUGACACUAGUGUUAAAGAAGAAGAUACAAUAUGCUUAGAGUGUGUUGCCACUAAUCCACAUGGUCAGCCAAUUGUAUGGACAAAAGACGGCAAACCCUUAAGUCCAUCAAACAGGAUACAAGAACUUCAUGAUGGAGAUAAGCAUACUUUGUUGAUCAAAGAUGCUUCCAUGAAGGAUGCUGGAAUGUAUGCUUGCAAAUUUGGAGAAAGGGCUACACGUGCUGAAGUCAAAGUUGAUGAAAAACCUAGACCUCCAAAAUUGGACCCCACUCGUAUUCCUCAUGAAAUUAUUGUCAAAAGAGGAGAGAAAAUUCAGUUGGACAUUCCAUAUCAAGCUGUGCCUAUUCCAAAAGCUAGCUGGAAGAAAGAUGGGGUGAAUCUAAGUUCAGCUGAUUUAGACAUGGAAAUAUCAGAUAAAUUCACCAGUCUCACAAUUCCAGAUGCCCAAAGAUCAGAUUCAGGCGAAUAUGAGCUUACUCUCACCAACAGUAUUGGUUCAGAUAAAAUACCAAUUAAAGUUAAAGUUAUUGAUAAACCUACACCUCCUGGUGCACCUCUAGAUGUAGCAGAUAUUUUCAAAGACAAAUGCCUUUUGUCAUGGAAGAAACCCAAAGAUGAUGGUGGUUGUCCCAUCAAACAUUAUAUUGUGGAAAAGAUGGAUACCAGUACAGAUGAAUGGGUCGAAGUUGCUAAAGUUAAUGAACUGCAAUGCAGAGUAAAAGGAUUAACACCCAGCCAUCGUUACCAAUUCCGAGUAAAGGCUGUCAAUUCAGAAGGCCAAAGCAAACCAUUGAAUACAGAUGGUGAAAUUUUGGCCAAAGAUCCCUGGAGUCCUGCUGAUAAACCUGGCAAGCCAGAAGUUGUUGAUACUGAUAGAGAUUUUGUGAAAUUGAAAUGGAAAGCCCCUAAGAAUGAUGGUGGUGCCCCUAUUGAGGGAUACCUCAUUCAAAAGAAACUGAAGGGCUCAGAUGAUUGGGAAGAUGCCAAGGAAGUUCCAGUUGAUGAAAAAGAAACUACUGUAAAAGGACUGAAAGAAAACAAGGAAUAUGAUUUCCGUGUUAUUGCUAAAAAUAGAGCAGGUAAUUCAAUACCUAGCGCUACCUCAGGACCAGUUCUUACAAGACCACGUAAAGUGAAACCAAGAAUUGACACUAAGUCUUUGAGAGAUGUCAAAAUUAAAAGAGAUCAGACAUUCUCAUUGGAACCAGAAUUUGUGGGAGAACCACCACCAACUGUUACUUGGGUUAAGAAAGGUUUGGAUGGCAAGACUGUUCCAGUUGAGUCAACCAGUAUUAUUACUAUUGAGAACAAAGAGAAACGUUCAACUCUUUCAUGCAAAAAAGGUGUACGUAGCGAUACUGGCGAAUACACCAUCACUAUUCAAAACGAACAUGGAUCAGAUUCAGCAACUGUCAAUGUUAUUGUGUUGAGUGGACCAGCUCGGCCAGAAGGUCCUCUGGAAGUGAGCAACAUUACAAAAGACAGUGCAACCCUGACUUGGAAAGCUCCAGCAGAUAAAGGUGGAAGUGACAUAACUGGUUAUGUUGUUGAGAAAUUUGAUCCUACUAAAGGAAAAUGGGAGAAAGUAAGCAAUGCCGUUAGUGGAACUAAAGUAACUGUACCUAAACUUCAAGAUGGUCAUGAAUAUAAAUUCCGUGUUAUGGCUGAAAAUGUCCAUGGCCUGAGUGAACCUUUAGAGACAGAUAAAAGCAUUAUUGCCAAGAAUCCUUUCAAUGAACCACAUCCACCAAGCCAACCAACAAUCGUGGAUCAUGAUAGGACUCACAUCGACCUUAAAUGGGAUAAACCAGAAAAUGAUGGUGGUGCACCAAUUACUGGUUAUGAUAUUGAAAGGAAAGAAACUAAAAGUAACCGUUGGGUUAAGGUCAACCGCAGCCCAGUUUCUGAAACUAACUUCACUGAUGAUAAAGUAGUUGAAGGAAAAGAGUAUGAGUAUAGAGUGAAGGCAGUAAACAAAGCAGGAGAAUCAGAUCCAAGCCUUGUUUCUAAACCAGUUACUGCAAAACCAUCCAAAGAGAAACCAAAAGUAAAUCUUGAUAGCUUAUUUGGUGCUCGGGAGAUUCGUGUCAGAGCUGGAGAGCCUCUUACAAUUCCUCUGGGUAUUUCGGGUGCUCCAACUCCUACAGUUAUUUGGCAAAAGAAUGGCAAACCUGUAGGUCCUCGUGCUGAAACAACCAACAGUGAAACUGAUGCUAAGCUCUAUGUCCCAUGUGCUGAAAGGGGAGAUAGUGGCAAAUAUACAGUUAAUAUCAGCAACCCAUUAGGAACUGACACAGCUGACAUUCAAGUCGUUGUCUUGGAUAAACCUGGAAUUCCUGGAGAACCUAUGGAAAUCAAAGAUGUCACAGCUGAUUCUUGUAAAUUGUCUUGGAAUCCACCAGCAGAUUUGGGUGGCGUUGAUGUAUCAGGUUACAUUUUAGAGAAAUGUGAAGAAGGCUCCAAUUUCUGGGAAAAAGUUCCUGGUUUAAUUGCAGGAACAUCUCAUACAGUCAAAGGGCUGAAAGAUGGAAAAUCUUAUCAGUUCCGUGUAAAAGCUGAAAACAUGUAUGGUGUUAGUGAGCCUCUGGUCAGCAAAAAGGUUGUUGCAAAGAAUCCAUUUGAUGCACCAGAUGCCCCACAUGGAGUCGAAAUCACAAAAUUCGAUCGUUCCUCAUGUUCCUUGAAAUGGAAAGCACCUUCUUCAGAUGGUGGAAAUCCAAUCAAAGGUUACAUUGUUGAGAAGAAAGAAAGGAAGGAUAAAGAUUGGGUUAAAGCUUGUGUCUUCCCAACCCCAGACACAAAUUUCACUGUACUGAACUUAACUGAAGGUCAAGAUGUUGAGUUCAGAGUUUCUGCUGUUAAUGACGCAGGUCCAGGAAAACCCAGUAAAACAACACCACCUCACUUAGUUAGAGAUCCAGUUUUCCCAGCUGGCUCUCCAAGCUCUCCUAGUCUUGAUAAAAUCACUAAGGAUUCUGUCACUUUGUCUUGGACACCACCUAAAAAUGAUGGCGGAAGUAAAAUCAUUGGUUAUACAGUUGAAAAGAAAGGAAAGGAUGGUAAAUGGGUGCCAUGUACUCGUGCUCCAGUAGAUGGUACUAGCUUCACAGUAACUAAAUUACCUGAAGGAGAAGAGAUGCAGUUUAGAGUUAUUGCUGAAAAUGCAGCAGGUCCAGGAGAACCAAGUAAACCAACACAAGCAGUUGUGAUUGAAGAUCAACCAGAAAAACCAACAAUCGAUCUAUCAGGUAUUAAAGACAUAACUGUGAAAGCAGGACAAGAUUUCAAACUGGCCAUUCCAUUUACUGGAGUUCCAAAACCAACUACAACAUGGAUGAGAGAUGGUGAACCAGUCAAAGAAAACACUCGUACAGAUAUGAAGACAACCAAAAAUUCUGCUGAAUUAGAAACAGUAAAGGCCACAAGAAAUGAUGCAGGUCGAUAUACUUUGAAUUUGAAGAACGCAUCAGGUUCUGAUUCCGUCAGUGUGAAAGUCAAUGUACUUGACCGACCUACAGCUCCAAAUGGACCAUUCAUUGCCACUGAUAUUGAUGGUGAAUCCCUAAUGCUUCAAUGGCAACCACCAAAGGACGAUGGCGGCAACCCUAUUAACAACUAUAUUUUGGAGAAGAAAAAGACUGGUACAAACAGAUGGACAAAAUGUAGCAGCUUUAUUAACGCUCCAAAGUUCACUGUUCGCAAUCUUGAACCAGGCUGUGAAUAUGAUUUCAGAGUCAUGGCUGAAAACGACCAAGGUGUCAGUGAUGCCCUGGAAACAGAUGAAGCAGUCUUGGCUAAACUUCCUUAUGAUCCUCCAAGCACUCCCGGAGUUCCAAAAUGUGUUUCAACAACUGAAGAUUCCAUUACAUUGCAGUGGAAUCCACCAAAGAAAGAUGGUGGUAGUCCUCUCUUUGGCUACAUUAUUGAAAAGAGGGAGAAGGGUGACACCAAAUGGACAAAAGCUAAUCAUAGUGAGAUUCCUGAAGAAGAAUUCACUGUUCGUGGUUUGACUGAAGGAAAAGACUAUGAAUUUCGAGUGUGUGCAGUUAAUGCUGCUGGACCAGGUCAAUUUAGUGAAUGCUCAGAAGCUAUCAAAGCACGUCCUCCACCAGUGGCUCCCAAGAUCAACUUUGAUUAUCUGACCAGAGAUGUCACAGCCAUUUUGGGAGAAGAAUUUAAAAUCGUUAUUCCUUUCACUGGAAAUCCAAUUCCAGACUCAACAUGGAAACUGGGAAAAGCUUCAGUAGCUGAUGAUCCUCGAGUGAAGAUAAACUCCAGUCCUGAUCAAAUUGUUAUGGUUAAUAGGAAAGCAGAAAUGACAGAUGCUGGAAAAUACAACAUCACUCUGUCAAAUGAGAAAGGAUUUGAUACAGUUAGUGUAAAUGUCACUAUUGUUGACAAACCUUCUAAACCAGAAGCUCCACUGGAAGUUUCAGAGAUUACCCCAGAUUCUUGUUGUCUCACAUGGAAUCCACCAAAGGAUAAUGGAGGCAGCAUAAUUUCAAAUUAUGUUGUUGAAAAGAUGGAUGUUGCAAAAGGCAAGUGGGAACCAUGCAGUCGAUUUGUGCGUGGUACAACAUAUGAAGUGAUGGGUCUAACAGAGGGACACAGUUACAAAUUCCGUGUAUCUGCUGAAAAUGAAUAUGGUGUAGGAGAGCCGCUUGAGUCAGCAAUGCCCAUUGUAGCAGCUCAUCAAUACACCACUCCUCAAGCCCCAGCUACUCCAGAAAUCAUGGAUGUCGAUGAGAAGUCGGUUAGUCUGGCUUGGUCACGUCCUAAAGAUGAUGGAGGAAAGAAGGUGCAAGGAUACAUUGUAGAAUACAAGGAAGCUGGAACAAACAAAUGGAAACCAGCAACAGAUUUUGCUGUCAAAGACACAAUGUACACAGUUGAUGGACUGAAGAAAGACUGUGAAUAUGAGUUCAGGGUCAGAGCAAAGAACAUUGCUGGUGUCGGUGAGCCAAGUAACAGCACAGGAACAGUUAUGUGCAAACCUAAAUACACCAAGCCUUCAUCUUGUACUAAACCUUAUGCAACAAAUGUGGGCCAAAGCUUUGUUGAACUUAAAUGGGACAAACCCAGACAAGACGGUGGAAGCAAGAUUACUGGUUACAUCAUUGAAAGGAAAGAUCCGCAUAGCAACCAAUGGAUCAAAGCUAAUGACUACCCAGUAAUUGAUACCAGUUACACAGUAUCAAAUCUACCUGAAAAUUCUGAACAUGAAUUCCGAGUGUGUGCUGUGAAUGCAGGUGGAGUAGGGGAACCAAGUCCUCCCAGUGGACCAAUAAAAGUCAAAGAAAAGAUUGUUGGAUGUAUUCCUGAAUUUACCAAGAAACUGAUGAAUACUACUGCUCCACAAGGUGGCACAGCUACCUUCCAAGUUGAAGUCUAUGGCAAACCUGAUCCUGAAAUUCGCUGGCUGAAGAACGGUUUAGAGUUUGGUAGCAGCAGCAGAGCUUCGGUUAAACGAGAUGGAGAUCGUUAUACCCUUACUUUAAGUGAUGUCAAUCCUUCAGAUGCUGGAGACAUCACUUGUGAGAUUAGUAAUCCAAGUGGAUUUACUACAACAUCUUGUAACUUCGUUGUUAAAUCUCCUCCAUCAUUUGGUAAAACCAUUGAAGACCAAGUUUGUGAAAUUGGAGAACAAUUCAAAUUGAAAGUUCCUUUCAGUGGAACAGGACCAUUUGAUUUUAAAUUAAAGAAAGAUGGUAAAGAAAUUCCUGAAGGUGAUCGUGUAAGAAUAUCUGUCUUUGAUGACUAUGCCGUCGUUGUUUUGAAAGAUAAUGGAAAAGAUGAUUCUGGAAAAUACACCUUGGACCUUGGAAAUGAAAGUGGACAUGCUUCUUCUUCUUUCAACUUCAAAGUUGUUAGUCCUCCCGCUGCACCAGAAGGACCUCUUGAUGUCUCAGAAAUUACUAAACAUACAUGCCAUCUUUCUUGGAAACCACCCAAAGAAGAUGGUGGAAGUCGUGUUAAACAUUAUGUAAUUGAACGACAGGAAGUCGGUAAACCAUACUGGAUAACUGUGUCAUCUGCAUGCAAGGAUACUCACUUUGAUGUCCAAGGUCUCUAUGAGAACAGUGUUUAUAAUUUCCGAGUCUCUGCAGUGAAUGAUUAUGGAACUGGGGACUUCAUCACUACAGCAAGUCCAAUUGUUGCUAAAAUGCCUUUUGAUGCCCCUGGUAUUCCUGGAGUACCCGAUGUAACAGAAGUAGGAGGUGAUUUUGUCAGUCUUUCUUGGGAUAAACCAUCCACUGAUGGUGGUGGUAAAAUUCUGGGAUACUGGAUUGAGAAGAAAGAACAUGGGUCAGAGAACUGGUCCCGUGUUAAUUUGCAACCAUGUAUUCCUACCAUGUUCAAUAUUCCCAACUUAAUCGAGGACCGAAAAUAUGAAUUCAGAGUGUUUGCAGAGAAUGAAGCUGGAAUGAGUAAGCCAUCAUUGGCAUCCAAGGUAGUCAAAGUAAAGGAUCCUAAAGCUGCUGUUAUUCCUGAAUUUUCAUCACAUCUGAAGAAGAUGGUUGGUGUAGAAGGCAAAAGUAUCACAUUUGAAUGUUCUGUUCAUGGUACCCCAAAACCAGAAAUUACUUGGUUCAAAGGUGUUCGAGAGAUUUAUGAUGGUCCAAAAUAUACUAUUGAGAAUGAUGGUGAGAAAUACACCCUCACAAUUAAUGAUAUUUUUGGAGAAGAUGCGGACGAGUAUUCUAUUCGGGCAACAAACAAAGGAGGCAGCCGAAAUUCAAGAGCUGAUCUGGAGAUUAAAUCUUCUCCCAAGAUAAAUGUACCACCUCGUUUCCGUGACAUCUCAACCUUUGAAAAGGGCGAAUCUGUAGUAUUGAAAAUACCUUUCACUGGCAACCCUAAACCAACAGUGAAGUGGAUCCGUGAUGGUGAAGAACUCCGUGGUGCUCAUUAUCAUGUAGAAAUCACCGACAGACAUGCUAUCCUUACAAUCAAAGAUGCAAACAAGGACGAUGAUGGACCCUAUAGGCUUAGCUUAGAGAAUGAUCUUGGUGCUGACAGUGCAAUUAUAAAGAUUCAAAUUAACGAUCGACCUGAUCCACCAAGAUUCCCAGUUGUUGAAAACAUUCGAGAUGAUUCUGUUGUAUUGUCAUGGAAACCACCAUUGAAUGAUGGAGGUAGCUUUAUUACAGAUUAUAUCAUUGAGAAACGAGAACCACCACAUCAAAACUGGGUUAAAUGUGCAUCUACAAGAAUGUCCUUCCACAACAUUACGGGGUUGUCAAAUGAAAAAGAAUAUGAAUUUAGAGUCAUUGCUGAAAACUUUUAUGGACGCAGUGAUCCUUGUGAAGAAACAGAAGCUAUUCGUACUGAUAUUCCAGAAGAUGUUAAGAAGAAGAAGCAGCGUGAAGACGAAUUUGGUCGUAAGAUCCGAUCCAGCUAUACAGGACCAAAGAUCAAUGAUUAUGAUAAAUUCUACGAAGAUAUUUGGAAGAAAUAUGUCCCACAACCUGUUGAGAUCAAAUCAGGAAGUGUAUAUGAUUAUUAUGAUAUUCUUGAAGAAUUAGGAAGUGGAGCAUUUGGUGUUGUUCAUCGUUGCAUUGAGAAGUCAACUGGUCGAGUUUUUGUUGCUAAAUUCAUCAACACACCUUAUCCUCUGGAUAAGGUAACUGUUAGAAAUGAAAUUAAUGUGAUGAAUCACUUACAUCAUCCCCAGCUCAUGAAUUUACAUGAUGCUUUUGAUGAUAAAUAUGAAAUGGUGCUAAUUUUUGAGUUUCUUUCUGGAGGAGAGCUUUUCGAUAGAAUUGCAGCUGAAGAUUAUAAGAUGUCUGAAGCAGAAGUUAUCAAUUAUAUGCGACAAGUCUGUGAAGGUCUUAAACAUAUGCACGAAAACAGCAUUGUCCACUUAGAUAUUAAGCCAGAAAACAUCAUGUGUGAAACAAAGAAAAGCACACAAGUUAAAAUCAUAGAUUUUGGUCUGGCAACAAAAUUAAACCCUGAUGAAAUUGUUAAAGUUACAACAGCCACUGCAGAGUUUGCUGCUCCAGAAAUUGUUGAUAGAGAAGCUGUCGGCUUCUACACAGAUAUGUGGGCAGUUGGAGUACUUGCCUAUGUUUUGUUGAGUGGAUUAUCACCUUUUGCUGGGGAGGAUGACUUGGAGACUCUACAGAAUGUCAAAAGAUGUGAUUGGGACUUUGAUGAAGAAGCAUUUAGCAAUGUUUCUGCAGAGGCAAAAGACUUCAUCAAAAGACUUUUGCUCAGAAAUCCAGCGAAAAGGUUAACUGUUCAUGAAGCAAUUGAUCAUGCUUGGCUGAAGGUUUUCGAGGAGGAAGUCCAAAAUACUGACCGAGGGAAGGGUGAUCACAGUAAUCUUACACACAGAAUUCCAUCAAGUCGAUACAACAAAAUCAGGCAGAAGAUCAAAGAGAAAUAUGCUGAUUGGCCUCAACCAAUGCCCGCCAUUGGUCGUAUUGCUAACUUCAGUUCAUUGCGUAAACACAGACCCAAGGAAUACCAGAUAUACGAUACCUACUUUGAUCGCCGUGAAGCUAUUCCUCGCUUUGUGCGUAAGCCACGUAAUGUUUUGGCUGGUGAAGGUCAAAUUGCUAAAUUUGACUGCAAAGUUAUUGCAGUUUCACCUCCUAUUAUUACAUGGGCAAAGGAAGAUUCCAUACUCACUCAGAGUGUAAAACAUAUGCAGAAAUACAAUAACAACGAAUAUGAACUGAAAAUCAGCAGACUGAAAGUUGACGACAAGGGUGAAUAUGUUGUAAGAGCAGAAAACUCUUUUGGUUGCCGUGAAGAAGUUGCUAUACUUAAAGUCGAACCAAUGAGAGAAGUCAGCCGUCAACCAUCUAGCCGUGAGGGUACACCUAGAAGGAAAGUGCGUGUGUCACAAGAGAGAGCAGUUGAAAAACCAAAGGAUAUUCCUCCUUCAUUUACUUUUGACCUUCGUGAAAGACUCAUUCAGCUUGGUGUUGGAUUCAAGCUUCUGUGUACAGUCGCAGCUUUGCCACAUCCGAAGGUCACAUGGCUUAAAGAUGGAAAAGAAAUAAAGACUGGUGAUCAUUAUAUGGUUACUUAUUCAUAUGGAAUCUGUUCAUUAGAAGUACACACAGCUGAACUUUCUGAUGCUGGUAAAUACACAUGUAUUGCAGAAAACUCACUAGGAGAGGUUCAGAGUUCAUGCCGAGUGAAUGUUGAAGAUCGCAUAGGUGAUGUAAAACAAAAACCAAUAGGCUUAGAUUUGUCUAAGCAGAAACAGAGCAGAAUUACCCGUGUUGCAAGACGUACCAAGAAUCUUGAUGAUAUGCUUAAUUCUCUUGACAACGAGGAAAGUAGCAGCAGACAUUCCUCCCGCACUACUACUACUAGUGAGGAUGGAACAAUCAGAACAACUACAACUGUUCACUCUUCAUCUUCAUCCAGCAGGACAACACACAAAAACGAAAUUGAUCUACCAAAAUUCACCAAGCCACUUCAGUCGCAGGCUCUGAAUGAAGGUGACAAACUUACCUUAAAGUGCACUGUUGAAUCAAGUGAAGAACCUGAUAUUGAAUGGUCAAUAAACGAUAGGAUUAUUAAGAGUAAUGUUGCUUCCCAAACAUACUCAAAUGGGGUUUGCACACUACAGCUUCCAGAACUCCUACCAAGUGAUAGUGGAAAAUAUGUUUGUAAAGCUACUAAUUCUGCAGGAGAAUCGAGUACAUCAGCAACUGUUCAUGUUAAAGUGAUUGAAAAACCUGCCAUAACUGAAAUAGGAAAUCCACCAUGUGUUACAAAACCUCUUACUGGUCUUGUGGUGAAAGAUGGAGAUGCUGUUUCUUUGAUUUGUGAAAUAACUGGAAUGCCAAAACCAAGCAUCACUUGGUUACAUGGUGGAAAUAAGAUUGAAAAUUCUGAAGAAUUUGCAUAUGAAAAUAGCGAUGACACCUAUAAAUUAAUAAUUGCUGAAGUGUUUCCUGAGGAUGCUGGUAUUUAUAGCUGUGAGGCAUCAAAUGAGGCUGGUAGAACAUCCUGUUGCUGUACUUUGAAAGUUAUUGUUCCAGACGAUGAGGUUGUUGGUCUUACAUUUGCAACAUUUCCUCAAUCUCUAAGUAUUGAAGAAGGGACACUUGCUAGGUUCAGUUGCAGUUUCGAAGAAAGUAAUGUAAAAGUUACUUGGAAGAAAAAUGAUGAUGAAAUCGAAAACACUGGUCGGUUUAAAUUCACUGAGAAUGAUAAUGAAUUUGGAUUCGAGAUCCCAGCAGCCCUAGCUACUGACAGUGGAGUUUAUAAAGUAGCUGCAAAAGAUAGCAAUGAUGUAGUUUCUUUAUGGACUUUUUCCUUGAAUGUGACAGUAACAGAUACAGCAAGCCCAGCACAUGUUGAUGUUCAAGAACUUCUCAAGUCUAUUGAGUGAAAAUGUGCCAGUCAAGAAAUUCAUUUGACAAUCAACAUUCAAACAUUGAGCUAACCUUUGAGAAAACCAAAUGUGAUAGUCCAUCGAAUCUUUUAACUUAUUGUGGAUUAUUACUCUCUAUGAUGAGUGUUUUCAUUUGAUGUACAAACAGCUAAGCAUGUAAUAAUGUUUUAUAAAAUCUAUAAAUAAAUGCUCUCCUUCGGCUAUUGGAAUAUGAACACAAAUAUGUAUAUAUUAAAGCCUAUCUAAAUUAAAGUAUGUAUAUCAAAUUAGACAUUACUAUUAGUAUUAUCGAUUUAUAUUAACCAAAUCAGUGAUAAACUGAUAAGUUGUUUGAAGGAACAAUAAAUACAAACAAGAAAUUUGAAUGGAGAUUGAAAAUAAAGAAUUUUGGGAUAUAAAAAGAUUUAUAUUUUCUUAUGCUUUAGAGUAAAAUAUUUUUAUUUUGUUGUGAAAGAUAAUUGUUCAUUACAAAUAAUAGGCCAUAUAUUUAAGAUUUUGAUUUUUUCUUUUUUAAAUAAAAAUAAUUUAGAACACUAAAUUUCAGUUUCUUUUAUAUCUUUUUGUAUGAUUUCAAACUCCGUGUUUCGCUGAUAGGCUAUAUAUAUUUUAUACAUGCUUGGAGAAAUUAAUAUAUUGCAUAUUUAUAGAAUAUUCUAAGCUGCUUCAGAAUAUUUAUAAACUUAAUCAGAAUUUGAAAUGACCAUUGAUCUUUCUUUAAAAAAAUCAAAUUGUUAACUAUUUAAAAUUGUAAAUGAAAAUCGAAAUGUUCACUAAGAAAAUGUG
Molecule: messenger RNA, 14706 nt
Organism: Octopus bimaculoides (California two-spot octopus)
Lineage: Eukaryota; Metazoa; Mollusca; Cephalopoda; Octopoda; Octopodidae
Product: twitchin
Biological process (GO): protein phosphorylation
Molecular function (GO): protein kinase activity; ATP binding; protein binding
Source: RefSeq, a predicted model, not a curated record